AUGGAUAGCAAACUUGAAAAGAUUUUAUUGCUUGCUGGAGGAACUGCCGUAAUUGGUGCUGCUGUGUGGUGGGUCUGGAACAAAUAUUUCGAGGAUGACAGCGAUGAUGAUGAGGAAGAAGACGAGGAAACUCAGCCCCAAGUUUCUGAGGAGCCGAAGCAGGAGUAUCCCAACUUGCCCGUUUCAAAGGAAUUGAUGAUCAAGUUAUAUAGCGAGAUCUCUGAGGGUGUUGAAUUGGUGAUGCUCCAGCUGGCCAAAUACGAAGAGCAGCUCUCCACGAACCCUGCCUAUAGUCCCGAAAUGGUUGCCAAGGAAAUGAACAACAAGUUCACUUUAAUGCUGGACACGCUGGAAAACGAAGCGUACAAGAGAUACAACGUUAGCAAAGACGAUGCCAACGCGUCCUACCAGAUUCUUCAAAACGAUCGCGACUUCAAGCGUGCGACGUACCGUCUGCGCAGCAUCUUCGCGAUGCUCAACGGAGAGCAGCCGGAAGCCCCGGAUCUUCCCGAGUUCAUGACGAUGGAGCUGACGAUGAAGAUCUGCGAAGAAAUCGUGGGCAAGUCGGCCGCGACGAUGAGCGAGGUGAUGGAGGAGAAGCAGAAGGAGCUGGGCGCGGCGUCGAUCCCCGACUUGGCGAAGCAAAUGGAGACGAACGAGGAGCUGCAGCAGAGCAUCAUGGAGAGCUACAUGCAGAAGCUGGACGUGCAGCGCCAGGAGAUCCUGAAGAAGUAUAAGAUCGAUAAGGCGAUCCUGCAGAUUGCGAUGAUGGUGUAUCAGAACGAUCCCACCUUCCAGAAGGCGUUCAUGGAGAUCACGCAGAAGCAGCAGGAGGAGCUCAGACGCAUCGGCGUGCAAAUGUAAUGGGGCAACAGGGUGGUGUUUUGAAUGUUUUAUUGC
Molecule: messenger RNA, 900 nt
Organism: Blastocystis hominis
Lineage: Eukaryota; Bigyra; Opalinata; Blastocystidae
Exons: 5
Coding region: 1-864 (287 amino acids)
Source: RefSeq, a predicted model, not a curated record